Molecule: messenger RNA, 1559 nt
Organism: Caenorhabditis angaria
Lineage: Eukaryota; Metazoa; Nematoda; Chromadorea; Rhabditida; Rhabditidae
Source: the annotation of a GenBank genome assembly
AUGAAUCCGAUUGUCAGAAAGACGACUAAAAUCGAAUGGAAAUUUGAGAAUUGUAAAGAAUUGGAUGAAAAUGGAAAAUAUAGCGAUGAUUUUGAGAUUGACGGGUUGAAAUGGUGAGUUUUUGAAGAGAUUUUUGAAAAAAAAAACGAUUUUUUGCAGGAGAAUCUAUAUUAGGACAUGUAUUGUCGAUGGAAAAACACGCAUUUCCGCGUGUCUGCGCAAUGCAAAAGAGACUUCAAAUUGGUUGGCGGAAAUCAUUCGCGACUUCACUUUUUGUUUUUCAUUUUUAAAAUUGAGCACGGUUGAGGAAAAUGCACCGAGUUUGUGCUCGAAGAAUUCGGAUGGCAGCUCGAUGGAAAUGAGUUUUUUCAAAGAAGACAAGAAUUUCGUGACCGUCGUGUGCAGUUUCAGUUAUAAAUUUUAUGAUUUCUCGAAAAACCCGGCGAUUUUCUCGGAUGCUGUUAUUAAGAUUGGAAAUGACGAGUUGCAUAUCAACAAAAUUGUGAGCUUUUUCGGAUUUUUGUCCAAAACUGCUUCAAUUUGCUGGUUUUUACUGGUUUUCGACCCGCUGAUCACGAUUCCUUCGUCUAAAACUGCAGAACUCAACUCCUAACAAGAGUUAUGACGGGGCAAAGUUGGAAAGUUGCGAAAAACAAAAACCAGUGCAGAGCUGAAUGAACGACAACGUCAUUAUUUCGUCAUUCGCGUGCGGCUAUGCGUCGCGGUCGAGGAAAAAAUGGAUUAUUGAUUGUUUCUCGACCGCGACGCACAGCCGCACGCGACUGAAAGAAGUAAUGACUUUGUCGUUCACUCAGCUUUGCACUGGUUUUUAUUUUUUACGGCUGCCACAAUCCUAUGCUAUCAGAUUUUCCCAAAGUCGCAAUUUCCCAACUUUGCCACGUCAUAACUCAUGUUAGAAGUUGAGCUUUGCAAUUUCAGACGAAGGAAUCGAGUCGAAAACUAUUAGAAAACAUAAAUUUCAUUGAAAAUUUUCAAAUUUUCAGUAUUAUUGUGAGGUUUCCAAGUUCUUCAACGAACAUUUUGUCAAAAACAACAACACAGAAAUCACAAUCAAUGAUGUGAAAUCAGAUGAUAUGAUGAUUGUAUUGGCUGCAUUAUUACCCGAUCCCAUUCAAAUUACCGGUAAGUAAUCUUUUUUUUUUUUGGAAACUAUUUCUGAAUUUCACAGAAUCAAACUACAAUAUUCUGCUAAACUUGUCGGAAAAAUUCGAAAUCGAUGUAUUGAAGGAGAAAUGCGAGACAUUCUUCAAAGAUGUUUUUUGUCCGGAAUUUCUGCGGCAAAUUAAAAGUGUUCAGAAGGAAUUCGACGCUUUUACACCGAAAAAACGCAGACUAUGGAAGCCUUUAGAACCCAUUCAGCUACUUGUAAGUUGUUCAAACUUACUUUUAAGAUAAGUAAACCCAUGUUUCAGGAUGAAUUAAUUGCAAAAUUGAAGCGCGGAGACGAGUUCAAAGUGCUUUUCAAGCAAGAAGCCUUCAAUAAACUCCCGGAAACCACAAAAUUCCACUUAUACAAAGCGUCCACCCAAUUUCUUUAA